Messenger RNA from Ochlerotatus camptorhynchus, 693 nucleotides. RefSeq lists its product as uncharacterized. The transcript is spliced from 4 exons. The record is from RefSeq and is a predicted model, not a curated record. Lineage: Eukaryota; Metazoa; Arthropoda; Insecta; Diptera; Culicidae. The coding region runs from base 5 to 610 and encodes 201 amino acids.
AUAAAUGCCCAAAAGAUCCCAAGCUAGACGUUUCAAAAACAUGAGGAAGCAUCAGCAGGACGAACUUCGCCGUGCCGAGCAAGCCUCCCUUGAACAGCUACUCAAAGAGAAAAAUCUAUACCGUCCCGGAAUGAUGGGCAAAGAAAUGCAGGAGCUCUGCAACGCGAUCGAACAGUCGGCGCUGGAUCACGAAAUGUAUCAGCAAUCCAGUCGAUUCAACAAAACUUUUCCCGAGGAUCUGUCAGUAAACACGAUGCAUCUUUCCCAGGAGCCAUCUGGAUCAAAGGAAAAGGUUAACGACCAACCACCCUACGGUCAAACACUCAGCGAAUUGCAAUUCUAUCCGGCAACGUCUCCCAAAAAAAGCAAGAACACAACUGGACCAAAUUCAGCCUGCUGGGCAGCCGAGGACAGUGACAGUGAUGGAUUUUACUCGCCGGAAUUCCCCGGGCCGUGCUGCCGCCAAACACAUAUUGUACAAGUGGAAGUCCAUCCCGAGCCACAAGCUGACGAAAAAGACAAUCACAAAGGAAUGGUGCAACAGAUUAUCUCUCCAAGAAAGCGGCAUACGGUACCAGCCAACGAGUGGGACUCUAUCGAUGAGUUCUAAAUCAUACCCGAACGUUCUUUGUUGUUAUCUCCGAUGUCGAAGGUUUUGGUUUUGAACUAAAACCCGGUAGGUACAUAUUUUGA